AUCUCUCUCUAUAUCGUUGGACCGACAUCCCACUUGCACCACUUUGAAGUGUUCGAUCCAGUGUAUAUAUAUCUUUCUCUUGAAACCCUCUGUUUGCAAGUACUACUGACCCAACGUCCCUGUCAUUCAACCUCAAAAUGGAGGCUUGCCUAUGCUCCAAGCCGGUACUACGAGUACAAUCGAAGCAGGUCUUCCUCCCCUUUGCGGUCGCGCCUUCCGUUUCGUCGUGUAACCGACAUAUUCGAUCCUCUCGACCCCCCUUCCCAGCAAGCAAACACCGCCAGGUUGAUCAGCGUCGACAAGCCCAUACAAAACGAAACGUCUCGUCGACCGCCUCCACCAUCAGCGAAGCAGACCCCCUACCGACUGCCAUGGCUGUUUCAAGACCGCUGUCCUGCCUGCGUUUAUCCGCCCUGAUUCGUUCAUAUCUCAUCACCUCCGUUUCCUCUAUACCAUUCCUGCUGCGGCCGUCCUUAUCUGUGAUGACCUUCCUCGCCCAUACAAAGUCGCCUGUUUUCAUGCCAGAUCGGAACCCGAUUCUCCACUUCCUUCUCAAGAAAACAUUCUAUGCUCAAUUCUGCGCCGGUGAGACACCUGCAGAAGUCCGAACCACCAUUUCAGACUUGAAAGACACCGGGUAUAGAGGAGUAAUCUUGGGCCAUGCAAACGAGGUGGUACUCACAAAGGAGGAAGCGGAGGGUCUGGAUGCAUCGACAGAGUCGUUAGACCAGGCAGCCCUCCACGCCGAUGAGAUUGCGAUAUGGAGAAGAAAUACCGUUGCUACUGUUGACCUCGCCCAGGAGGGUGACUUUGUGGCGCUCAAAUUCACAGGAGCGGGUCGUCAAGCACUUCAACAUCUCAAGGCCACUAUCGCAUGCUCUCCCGAAUUUGAAAAUGCUGUCCAUGAGAUCUGCCAGCGCGCUCAACAAAAGGGUGUAAAACUGCUUUUCGAUGCUGAGCAGGCCUCGCUACAACAGGGCAUUGACAACUGGACAAUGUACUUUGCAAAGAUAUACAACAAAGAGAGGGCGUUGGUGUAUGGCACCUACCAAGCAUAUGCUCGGAAAACUCCCCAGAAUCUCGCUCGCCAUCUUGAGACGGCAAGGAAGGAAAACUUCGUGCUGGGAAUCAAGCUGGUACGAGGGGCGUAUUUGGGCAGUGACCCACGGGAACUCUUCUGGCCAACCAUCGAAGAAACCCACGCAUGCUACAAUGGCAUAGCAAAAGCAGUAUUGCAAAGGCAAUACCAAGGCAUCCUCCAACCUGUCGAAGGUGGUUCGUCAGACUUCCCUCGAGUGAGCCUGGUGCUAGCAACGCACAACGCCGAAUCGGUCCGGUUAGCAGUGGCAAUUCGAGAUGAACAGGCACGGAAUGCCCUGCCACGAAUCGAACUUGCCUACGGGCAAUUGAUGGGGAUGGCAGACAACGUAAGCUGUGAGGUUUUACAAACUGCAAGGGUCCGCGCGGAGUCCAGCGACGCCAACGUGGAAAUUCCCCGAGCGUACAAGUACUUGGUAUGGGGCAAGAUGGGAGAAUGUAUGAAGUAUCUCCUUCGUCGGGCCCAAGAAAAUCGAGAUGCCGUCACGAGGACCGUUGAAGCAAGGCGAGCAUUGGGUAGUGAGUUGGGCAGCAGGUUGGCGUUCUGGAAGUCAUGAUGAUUGGAUGAGACAUGUGCGAAUUGAUACUGAGCACGAACGAGACGAUUGUAGGUGUAUUGUUUUGAGAUUGUUUUGUUGACAUAUCCAUCUGCAAGGCGCAUUGCACUAUGUUUUGAGGCAUCCGAUUCUCUUGCGCUGAUUGAUCUAAAGAGGAAAGAGGAAUGAGGAAUGAGCAAAGGUUGCGCGAGGGAGCGACGCAUAGAAAUAUGAUUCAUUCCCAAUUUCCAUCACGACCACGAUUCAAGCAAACAAAUCCAUGUUCAAAUCUCGCAGUCCGGCACAUACU
Exophiala xenobiotica is the source of this 1944-nucleotide messenger RNA. RefSeq lists its product as uncharacterized. The record is from RefSeq and is a predicted model, not a curated record. NCBI's taxonomy places the organism in Eukaryota, Fungi, Ascomycota, Eurotiomycetes, Chaetothyriales, Herpotrichiellaceae. Gene Ontology annotation, molecular function: proline dehydrogenase activity; FAD binding. The transcript has a single exon. Bases 138 to 1655 code for a protein of 505 amino acids. Gene Ontology annotation, cellular component: mitochondrion.